GGAUCUCCCUGGAGCCCUGGGCUUCUCGGGUCUCCCGUGACUAGGGCUGUAUUUUUCAGGACCACCACGACGGAAGUAGUGGAUAGGCUUUGGGUGUUCCGGUACCGCUAAUGCGGGAAGUCUGAUCUUUCUGGUCAGAGGAAGAAAUCUCUAGUUGGCUUCAGUCUCCACGGGAGGAAGCCUGAAGAAGAAUGGCCCCCUCCAAUUCUCAACACAUGGUCUGUGAGCCAGUGACAUUUAGGGAUGUGGCUGUUGACUUCUCUCAGGAGGAGUGGGCCUGCCUGGAUGCUACUCAGAAGAUCUUAUACAGGGACAUAAUGUUGGAGACCUACAGCAACCUCGUCACAGUGGUGGGAAGUUGCAUUUCCAAGCCAGAUCUGAUCACCUUACUAGAGCAGGAGAAAGAGCCCUGGAUGGCUGUGAAGGAAGAAACAGACAGGCUGAGCCCAGAUUUGGAGUCAUGUUUUGAAACUGAAAAUAUGUCUCCAGAAAAUCAAACUUAUGAUAUAAAUUUAUUCAAACAGAGAAUAAAUCAAUUCAGUAAAACUUUUGACCUGAAGGGUUGCAGUUUUACUAAUGGCCCCAACUAUAAUACAUUCAAAGGACUACCGAGUUCUCAAGAAGGAGAUGUUGGUCAACAGAUUACUAACAAGGAAGAAAUGCGUGCUUUUACCAGCCAGACUCUUGCUCACAACAUAGAAAAGGCAUAUGAAUGUAAAGAGUGUGGGAAGUACUUUGGUUGUAGGUCAACACUUAUUCAGCAUCAGAGUAUUCAUACUGGAGAAAAACCCUAUAAAUGUAAGGAGUGUGGGAAGGCCUUCAGACUCCCCCAUCAGCUGACAAGACAUCAGAAGUCUCACAGUGCUGAGAGACCUUUCAAAUGUAAUGAAUGUGGAAAGGCUUUUCACCUUCCUGACCUGCUCAAGUACCAUAAAAUCAUUCAUACAGGUGAAAAACCUUUUGAAUGUGAAGAAUGUGGGAAGUCCUUCAAGCGUUUCUUCCACCUUGUUGAACAUAGAACUAUUCACGCUGGUGUGAAACCCUAUGAAUGUAGUGAGUGUGGGAAAGCCUUUAAACGUCGCUCAUACCUUAUGCAACAUCAGAAAAUUCAUUCUGGUGAGAGACCCUUCCAGUGUAAGGACUGUGGAAAGACCUUCAUUGUUCUGUCACAGCUCACUCGGCACCAGAACAUUCACACUGAAGACAAGUCAUUUGAAUGUAAGCAUUGUGGGAAGAUAUUCAGCUGUGGCUCAUUCCUCUUGCGACACCAGAGUAUUCAUACCAGUGAGAAACCCUUUGAAUGUAAUGUAUGUGGCAAGGCUUUUCAGCUUCAGAUAUACCUUUCUGAGCAUCAGAAAACUCAUACUGAUGAGAAACCUUUCAAGUGUAAGCUGUGUGGGUCAGCCUUCAGACGUAAGGACCAACUUAAUGAACAUCAGAAAAUUCAUACUGAUGAAAAACCCUAUCAGUGCAAGGAAUGUGGAAAAUUAUUUCGCCGAAAAUCAAGUUUUACUGAACAUCAGAGUAUUCACAGUGAAAAGAAGCCUUUCAACUGUAAGGAUUGUGGGAAGGUCUUUAGACUUAAUAUACAUCUCAUGAGACAUCAGAAAUCUCACAAUGGUAAGAGACCUUUUGAGUGCAAAGAAUGCGGAAAGGCUUUUCAUCUUCCCAGCCAGCUUAAUUACCAUAAAGCUGUUCAUACAAAUCAAAAACCAUUUGCUUGUGAAGAAUGUGGGAAGUCCUUCAAGCAUGUCUCCAGCCUUGCUGAACAUAGGGUUAUUCAUGCUGCUGUGAAACCAUUUGAAUGUAAUGAGUGUGGGAGAGCCUUUAAUCAUCGCUCAAACCUCAAGCAACAUCAGAAAAUUCAUUCCGGUGAGAGACCCUUUCAGUGUAAGGACUGUGGGAAGGCCUUCACUGUUCUGGCACAGCUCACACGGCACCAGACUAUUCAUACUGGAGAGAAAUCAUUUGAGUGUGAGCAGUGUGGAUCCACUUUCCGACUUAAGUCCCAACUCAAUCAACAUCAGAGAAUUCAUACCGAUGUGAAACCAUUUCAGUGCAAAGAAUGUGGAAAGGGAUUUGUUCGUGGUACAGCUCUUAGAAUUCAUCAGAGAAUCCACACUGGUGAGAAACCGUUUCAAUGUAACAAAUGUGGGGAAGCUUUUCGAUAUCAUUACCAGUUUCUUGGACAUUUUAGGACUCAUACUGGCAAGAAUCUUUCUGAAUGUAAAGAAUUGUGGCGGAGACCUUAAAGUACGUCAAAGAAUUCACACUGGUGAGAAACCUUACAAACGUUAAGUCUUGACAAAUGUUAAGGCAAAAAAAAUCAAGCUUGGUUUGACAUGCCUAAAUUAGUAAGAAUCCUUACGAUGUAAGAUGUGGAAAGGCCUUUAGCAAUAUUGCUAAGCUAGCUGUAUAUCAGGGGAUUCAUUCUGGUGAGAAACUGUGAAUGUAAGAAGUGUAAGAAAAUGUUUAGAUUUAGUUCAGCCUUCAGUGCACAUUGGAGAGUUCUAAAGUGGAAAUUUCUGGUUUCUUUGGAGACUCAGUUGUGUCAUGUGAUAAUUGUUCUGAAAACUGUCUUAUGAGAGGAUGUUUUGCUGAGAACAGACACAUGGUGUUUUUCUGGAAGCUGCCUGGUGAAAGGACUUGUGAUGUUUUGCUGGAGAGGAUAUGUGAUGUUUGGAAAGAGUAUAAGUAUAACCCAACAGACAGUUGAUGCUGCUCUGGCAUUGGUUCACCUUGCCACUCUUUGCUGGUCUUCGUUGGGCCUUGCUGAUGCUGAUGUUCACUGAUGAUGCUGUGACAUUGGUUCACCUUGCCUUCUUCAAUGAUCAUUGCUUGUCGUGACUUUGUAGAGAGAAAUGCACCAAAGAACUCAUGAUAUUCCAGUGGCUUCUUGCCACUUCUGAGGACUUAGACUGAUUGGCAGAGCCUUGUAUUUUCUUCUGGAUAGAACUGCCGAUGCUGAUUCCUGAAGGUGUUUCCGAGUGGAUAGGGCUACUGCUGCUGAUUCAUGUGGACUGAACUGCUGAUACCCUGACAAUGAAAAUUGUAAUCACCCCAAAGAACUAUUUAUAAACAGGUCCACAUCUGUCUUUGCCCUAUGAAUCCUUCCUAUUCACUACCUCUGGUGGCUGUUGGACUAGAAGGGAGAGUGAAGUGUUUAAAAACCCUUAUUAAAACAGGUUUUGAAAACUCUAA
Grammomys surdaster is the source of this 3201-nucleotide messenger RNA. Its product is annotated as zinc finger protein 60-like. Gene Ontology annotation, molecular function: RNA polymerase II transcription regulatory region sequence-specific DNA binding; DNA-binding transcription factor activity, RNA polymerase II-specific. Lineage: Eukaryota; Metazoa; Chordata; Mammalia; Rodentia; Muridae. The record is from RefSeq and is a predicted model, not a curated record. The transcript is spliced from 5 exons. Gene Ontology annotation, cellular component: nucleus. The coding region runs from base 192 to 2252 and encodes 686 amino acids. Gene Ontology annotation, biological process: regulation of transcription by RNA polymerase II.